GAGCCCAUGCUGCUUUCCUGGGACUUGGAGCCUCUAGGAGAAGCCAAGUACUGUAAGCAGGGGACCGUCCUGCUGUUUUUACACUGAACCAUUUGUGGGUCAGAAAAUUCAUUUAGUAGCUCAUAAGCUGCAUUUAAGAAAUGAAAUAGAGAAGAAAAUAAUCAAGUGAAUUUGACCUGGGCUACGGAACACUAGGCAAAUGUGAGUGGGGACCCUCUGGGAUCCAUGCAGGAACCUAUGCUUCCGUUGACAUCUUCAUAAGUGAGCCUGGGCCUUGCCCACCACCAGUGAUGCCCUGCCCUGGCUAUAGCUUGAGCCACCUUCUGUAAACAACAUGGCGGUGGAGAGUCCUUGAGCCCAUGAAGGGUGAGGCCCCUUCCAGCCCAAAGAUGAGGAAUAUCACUGCAAAUAAUGACUCACUGAGCUGUGACAUUGACCACACCAUCCACCAGACGCUGGCCCCCGUGGUCUACGUCACGGUGCUGGUGGUGGGCUUCCCGGCCAACUGUCUGUCCCUCUACUUCGGCUACCUGCAGAUCAAGGCCCGGAAUGAGCUGGGCGUGUACCUGUGCAACCUGACCGUGGCGGACCUCUUCUAUAUCUGCUCGCUCCCUUUCUGGCUGCAGUACGUGCUGCAGCAUGACCACUGGUCCCAUGGCGACCUGUCCUGCCAGGUGUGCGGCAUCCUGCUGUACGAGAACAUCUACAUCAGCGUGGGCUUCCUCUGCUGCAUCUCCAUCGACCGCUACCUGGCCGUGGCACAUCCCUUCCGCUUCCACCAGUUUCGUACCCUGAAGGCGGCUGUCUGUGUUAGCGUGGUCAUCUGGGCCAAGGAGCUACUGAGCAACAUCUUCUUCCUCAUGCACGAGGAGGUCAUCAAGGACAAUGACCAACACCUCGUCUGCUUUGAGCACUACCCCAUCAAGGCCUGGCAGCGCAGCAUCAACUACUACCGCUUCCUGGUGGGCUUCCUCUUCCCCCUGUGCCUGCUGCUGGCCUCCUACCAGGGCAUCCUGCAGGCUGUGCGCCGGAGCCACGGCACCCAGAAGAGCCGCAAGGACCAGAUCCAGCGGCUGGUGCUCAGCACCGUGGUCAUCUUCUUGGCCUGCUUCCUGCCCUACCACGUGCUGCUGCUGGUGCGCAGCGUCUGGGAGGUCAGCUGCGACUUCGCCAAAAGCAUCUUCAAUGCCUAUCACUUCUCCCUACUCCUCACCAGCUUCAACUGUGUCGCCGACCCUGUGUUGUACUGCUUCGUCAGCGAGACCACGCACAGGGACCUGGCACGCCUGCGCGGGGCCUGCCUGGCCUUCCUCACCUGUGCCAGGACCAGCCGGGCUCGGGAAGCCUACCCGCUGGGUGGUGCCCCUGAGGCUUCUGAAAAAAGCGGGACCCAGGGCGAGGAGCCUGAGCUGCUAACUAAGCUCCACUCAGCCUUCAAGACCCCUAGCUCACCUGAAGUGGGAAGGUCCCCCAUGGUCUAGCUGGGGUCACCUGUCAUUGGGGAUAGGUGAGGCCUGAGGCUUCAGCCCGCUGGCCUUGUGGUCCUGAGCUUGCACCUGGCUGCCUCCCUCUUUGACCUGAAGGUGCAUCUUCUGCUGUAGGGAUGGAUGGGCUGGCCACAGCUGGAGCCUCUCUGGUCCCCGGAGGCCCACUCCUGCUCGCUGAGGCUGGUGGCACUGUCCAGGAUAGAAUGAACCCUGUCAGUUCCUGGGCAUCCUCUGCUACCAGCUGUGCUGCUGGUGGGAGGGACCAGUGAUUUGUCACUUCCAGGAAGCUUAGGAAGAGCAGCUGGGUGGGAGUGUACAGUUUGAGGACACAGAGGCUAGGAAGUGGGGAGAUGCAGGUGGGGAAGUGGGUGUUCACCUGCCAUUGCCUUCCAGUGUCACGGUUGUCACAGAUGACACCUGUGCAAACGUACUGCUGUUACCAUGAAGCUGCAUGUUGCUAUGAACAUUCAAAGGCCACUCCACAAUGGGGUAAGCAGGGAAGACUGGAUGGGGAGAACGGUGGAAGAGGCAUUUCUAGCACUGGGGUGGAAACAGGUAUACCUCAGGAGUGCAGCAGGAGAGAAACCCCAUCUCCAGCCAAUAUCACACUUUAUGGGGAGAGGUGAGAAGAUCCCCCAAGUCUGAUGGCUAACGGCAGACAAAGUCCAGGGCUCCUGAGGAGAUCCUGGGCUCCUUCCAACAGUCAGUUUAUCCUUAACCAAGUUCUUGACACAUCUCUGCUACUUAGCUUUCUGUCUCCAUCUGCCCAAAAGUGCCAGAUUUGGGGGUCUGGAGUGAGGAUACACACGCACACAUGGUGUGUGUGUGGGGGGAUUAAAAAUGCCAGGCUCUCCAUGACAGCUGUUUGUCAAGACAAAGACAAGACUGAAAUAAGGGUCAUGUCUCUUCCCCAGCCCCUGCCACGCACACCAUGGGGCAUCUAGCAUCCUAGAUAGGACCACAGCAUUAUCACAGGAUUCUCAGAUACACCCAGACCAACAAAGCCCAUGCAUGUAGCCCACAGGCUUGCACCUAACCUCCACUUUGGCUGUGACCAAGAGAAGAGGUGGCCUGGAACUUACCUUUCCCGUUUCUCACCCAGGCUCCUCUGCCUGAUAUCCCACCUCACCUCCCCAGAGGUGGCAGUGGACCCAUGAGUGUUUGAAGCCCAGGACCCAGAUCACCAACUUUGUCCUGUCCUAGAAGGCUUUGUGCCUGGCCGUGUUGAGGUGUCCUUCCCACCUGCAGCACACCCACAGGUUUCUCCUGCUCUGUUCUGCAGUAAAGCUUCCUGCUCCCAGAGCGCCACUCUCUCAAACUGCUCUGGAGAGCAGCAGAGAAGACGCCUGGGGUUCUUCAACCUCAUCUGCCUUGUUCAAAGCAAGGACUUGGCUUUGUUCUGUGCCAAGCACCACCCUGGCCUGGUGAACACACCAAGGCCCAGAGGAGCCACUUGCUGCCCCAGAAGACCACGUUCAUGGAAAUGCUAGUGCUUUAGACUUUCUGUAUGGGGGCUGCAGCCAGCUCUGACUUCACAGGACAUGUCCUCAAAGACCUGGGGUGUGAGCCCCUGCACACCAAGAGCUAGUGGUGGCUGAAUGGUGGCGAGGGUUCAGUAGGGAGUAGGUGUUGGUUGGCAUCAGUAGGACAUUUCUGAAGUCUGCUAAGGCUGGGGUUUGGGAGGACAGGCAGAACUCGAUCUUCAAUCGUGCUUCUCUCUUCUUACCAACCUCCAGGAGGCUUAUCCUUUAGCUGUGUCCCUUACUCCAUAUAUCAGAGGAGCCCGGAGGCGGAUAACCCAAGCUGGAGAUGCCCUAGGAAGGGUGCGUAUUGCGAUCCCAGGCCUAUACUUGGCUAUGAAGCCCCAUUCCAAUUCCUUGUGGAAUUGAGCCUCAAAUGACCUGGGAGGUUCUCUUCUUUUUCCUGAAAGAAGAACCGGGAUCUUGAUGGGGCAGUAGCAUUGGCUGAGCCCUCAAGUCUCUUUGUUCCAUGGUAUUUGUCCCUAAUUUUGACCUUAAACACAGACGUUCUUGCUGGCAUGGGCUGAGAUGAGUCGAGAGCAGUUCUGUCCACUCUAAAGAAGUGUAUUUUUGUAUUGUCCUAUCUUUUACACCAAGUGUACAUGAGAUGCAUAUGUGUGUUGUACUAUGCAAUGGAUUUAUGUAGCAAACUUCAGUCUGCAAAUAAAGAAAAGUAACCAGCCACA
Molecule: messenger RNA, 3693 nt
Organism: Cavia porcellus (domestic guinea pig)
Lineage: Eukaryota; Metazoa; Chordata; Mammalia; Rodentia; Caviidae
Gene: Gpr68
Product: G protein-coupled receptor 68
Exons: 3
Coding region: 360-1481 (373 amino acids)
Biological process (GO): G protein-coupled receptor signaling pathway; cellular response to pH
Cellular component (GO): membrane
Molecular function (GO): G protein-coupled receptor activity
Source: RefSeq, a predicted model, not a curated record